AUGCUCUCCGGCAUCCUCAUCUUCAACCAAAAGGGGGAGAACCUGAUCUUCCGCGCCUUCCGCAACGACUGCCGCCCGCGGCUGGCCGACAUCUUCCGCAUCCAGGUCAUCAGCAACCCGCAGGUGCGCUCGCCCAUCCUGACGCUGGGCUCGACCACCUUCAGUCAUGUCAAGCACGAGAACAUCUACCUGGUGGCCGUCACCAAGAGCAAUGCCAAUGCCGCUCUCGUCUUUGAGUUCCUCUACCGCCUGAUCAUGCUGGGGAGGGGGUACUUUGGCAAGUUUGACGAGGAGGCGGUCAAGAAUAACUUUGUCUUGGUGUAUGAGCUUUUGGAUGAAAUCCUCGAUUUCGGAUACCCCCAAAACACCGAAACCGAUACCCUCAAAAUGUACAUCACCACCGAAGGCGUCCGCUCGUCCAUAGCCAAUUCGCCCACCGACUCGAGCCGCAUCACGAUGCAGGCCACGGGCGCCAUCUCAUGGCGUCGUUCAGACAUCAAAUACCGCAAGAACGAGGCGUUUGUCGACGUGAUCGAGGACGUCAACCUGCUCAUGUCGGCCACGGGCACGGUGCUGCGCGCCGACGUCAACGGGCAGAUCAUCAUGCGGGCGUAUCUGUCGGGCACGCCCGAGUGCAAGUUCGGGCUCAACGACCGGCUGCUGCUGGACGACGACCCCGUCGCGGGCAGGACGCGGGCGACGUCGACGACGCGGGCGGCCGCCGGGUCGGUCACGCUCGAGGACUGCCAGUUCCACCAGUGCGUCAAGCUGGGCCGGUUCGACGCGGACCGGACCAUCUCGUUUGUGCCGCCCGACGGCGAGUUCGAGCUGAUGCGGUACCGGGCGACGGAGAACGUCAACCUGCCGUUCAAGGUGCACCCGAUCGUGCGCGAGGUGGGCACGACCAAGGUCGAGUACAGCGUGGCCAUCAAGGCCAACUACGAGUCGAAGCUGUUCGCGACCAACGUGGUGGUGCGCAUCCCGACGCCGCUCAACACGGCCAAGAUCACCGAGCGCACGACCCAGGGCAAGGCCAAGUACGAGCCGGAGCAUAACAACAUCGUCUGGAAGAUCGCCCGCUUCACGGGCCAGAGCGAGUACGUGCUGACGGCGGAAGCGACGCUGACGAGCAUGACGCACCAGAAGGCCUGGAGCCGCCCGCCGCUGAGCCUGUCGUUCAACCUGCUCAUGUUCACGAGCAGCGGGCUGCUGGUGCGCUAUCUCAAGGUGUUUGAGAAGAGCAACUAUAGCAGUGUGAAGUGGGUGCGGUAUAUGACGAGAGCGGGGAGUUACGAAAUAAGGUCAGUCCAGUUUACACAUUACAGAUUAUUCUCUACUUACUUGCUAAUGUUCAUUCAAGGUUUUAAUUGUCGCAUAAAAAAAAACGACGAUUUUGGGAAUCCAAUUGGGUAUCUGCAUACUUCGUCAGAUAAUAAUAAUCCGGACUGGACCAUUAUUCAUUAUCCAUUGCAUUCUAUUCUAUUAUAUUCCCACAUCAUACCAUGCCAUUCAUGCCAUGCCAUGGUCGAGCCAUGA
Rasamsonia emersonii CBS 393.64 is the source of this 1536-nucleotide messenger RNA. Its product is annotated as AP-2 adaptor complex subunit mu. Gene Ontology annotation, cellular component: AP-2 adaptor complex; cytoplasmic vesicle. The record is from RefSeq and is a predicted model, not a curated record. Gene Ontology annotation, molecular function: clathrin-cargo adaptor activity. The transcript is spliced from 2 exons. The coding region runs from base 1 to 1536 and encodes 511 amino acids. Lineage: Eukaryota; Fungi; Ascomycota; Eurotiomycetes; Eurotiales; Trichocomaceae. Gene Ontology annotation, biological process: intracellular protein transport; clathrin-dependent endocytosis.